Molecule: messenger RNA, 3116 nt
Organism: Micropterus dolomieu (smallmouth bass)
Lineage: Eukaryota; Metazoa; Chordata; Actinopteri; Centrarchiformes; Centrarchidae
Product: protein O-mannosyl-transferase TMTC1-like
Exons: 10
Coding region: 110-1525 (471 amino acids)
Biological process (GO): protein O-linked glycosylation via mannose
Molecular function (GO): protein binding; mannosyltransferase activity
Source: RefSeq, a predicted model, not a curated record
CAGUCCACAGCAUACGCAGCCGCUACCUGCCAGGCGGAAUGGACGUAUCCUCCGGUGCUCCCAGCUUCACCCUCAGCCCAGCGGCGCCGCGGGAGAAGCCAGGCCCGACAUGACAGUGCCGGGACGGGAGAAGAAAGCGCGCCAGCAGCCGCGGGUGACCGUCCGGCCGGAGGCGGUGUGGGCUGCGGGUCGCUACGCCGUGCUGGCCGCCCUGUGCGCCCUGUGCUACAGCAACUCUCUCCACGGGGAGUUGGUACAUGACGAUGUGUGGGCUAUCGUCAACAACCCGGACGUCCGACUGGGCUCCAGCUUCAGAAACAUCUUCAGCAACGACUUCUGGGGCAAGAGGAUGGCGGACAAUACGAGCCACAAGUCCUACAGACCUCUGUGCAUCCUCACCUUCAAGUUGAACAUCCUGCUGGGUGGCAUGACACCUCUCUAUUUCCACAUCGUCAACGUGUGUUUGCACUGCAGCGUAACGUGCCUGCUUAUGCACAUGUGUGAGAGCUGGACAUUCGAAGACUCACGCCUGGCCUUCGUCACGGCACUCCUCUUUGCUGUGCACCCCGUUCACACUGAGGCUGUGUCUGGUAUCGUGGGCAGGGCUGACGUCUUGGCCUGUCUGCUGUUCUUGCUGACGUUCCUCUCCUAUAUCAGGAGUGUGGGGGUGUAUGUCUCUGAGGACGCUCUGCCCUCCACGGUGUCAGUGUGGUGUCUGCUUGUCAGUUUGUUGCUGGGCACCUGCGCCAUGCUGGUCAAGGAGACGGGCAUCACUGUGUUCGGAGUGUGCGUGCUCUACGAUGCCCUGGUGCUCUGCCGCAAGCCUCUCAUCUAUCACCUGUCUGGCUCCAGACGCAGGGACCUCUUCCAUAUCUGCAGCCCAUUCAUCAAACGAGCCUGUCUCAUCUCUGGAUAUGUGGUGAUCAUCAUGUCAGUCAGACUGUGGCUGAUGGGAGGAUCCAUGCCUCUCUUCUCUGAACAGGACAACCCCGCCUCCUUCUCCCCUCACCUGCUUACUAGGAUUCUGACCUAUUGUUACCUGCUGUCCUUCAAUGCCUGGCUGCUGCUGGCCCCCAUCAUGCUGUGUUACGACUGGCAGGUGGGAAGCAUACCCUUGGUGGAAUCGCUGGGCGACGUGCGCAACGUGGCCACCGUGCUGCUGGCUGUGGUGAUGGUCGCUCUCUGCCUGCGCUGCAUCUUCUCACUGCAGGGCCUUGUUUUGGAUAAGGGAACCCCCCCCCAACAAACUCAUUUAACAGGAAAAAUGGAGAAAGCCUCAGGAACAGCAGAGGAGGGAUCCCGCUUCCAGGAUGAACAGAGAAGCUACAAGCUUGCUGUGGAACUCAAACCUGACCAGUCCCAGGCCUGGAUGAACAUGGGAGGGAUUCAGCACAUUAAGGGAGACUAUGCGGCAGCCAGGAUGUACUACCAGCGAGCCCUACAUCUGAGCCCCGGUUCCAAACUUCUGAAGGAAAACCUGGCCAAAUUGGACCGGCUGGAGCGGAGACUGACAGGGGGGGCGUAGACCACUAUGAUGAACACUAUGAUCCCAGACGCUGCAUCGUCCAUGGCACAGAUCAGGGGAGCAUGGCCCCGCCCAGCCCUCUGGAGCCCAAACACCAGUCACCAGGCUGCUGGAUAAAACGGACCUGGUUGCUAAGACAACCUGCCUGUUUGAAAGCAGAGGAAGAGGGUGAGCUUGUCUGGACUGCAGCGUGUUCUGAGGUGGACAGGGAGUACUGGAGUCAAGAGACUGAUCAAGCCACAGGUCCAGAAACCUUUCCUGGUGUAAGCAGAAGGGAAGGGCCAGUUCCAUGUGUUGACCUGUCUGCAUCAGCUUUACUUCAACAUGCACUUCUUGCUUUAGACAUUUGUGUUUGAUUGAUUUAUUAUUAAGGUUAAUGUGAAGUUUUUUUUUUUUUUGGCGCUUGAUCACAGAUUAUAAUUAAGUGCUCUGCUCUGCCAAUGAGAAUUAUUCAUGUAUUUACAUUAGUGCAGUGAAAGUGUAUGGAAAAUUGUAUUGUUAUGAAGGGAAAAAGCACGAAAGGUCAUUCUCGACCUAUGAGAACACCAUGUGCAACAAAAUAAAAGUUCAACGGUCCGCUUACUAGCUUCUCAGACCUUUCAUCCACAUCUCAAAGUCUUCUUCAGCUAACGGUGUUUGCUCGGGUCAUACACAGAUAAACAUCAGUCACGAUGAUGAUAUUUUGGUCAGUACUGACGAAUGUACUGACAAGUGACAAGUGACAAAAUAUCAACCUAAAUCCUCGACCACGAGUCAGAAAAUCAAAACAAACAAGAGGUUGGACAAGUCAUUGUUUUGUAAAUCACAGGCAGAUUUGGGAAAACUGCUUGAAGAUGUGGCUCCUGAAGCUACAGGUGAUCCUUCAUUGGAAGAGACGAGGGUACAGCAACACUACUGCUACAUGAUUUAAGCUACGCAACCCAAGCGCUACUGGGAAAUUUACUUAAACUAUGGACUUAACUACAUGCAGUGCCAUUACACUACUCAAUACUGGUAUCUUAAGUUUUGACAAUGACGUUCUGAGUCAAGUUCAAAGACAUUGUCCUAAACUUUAAAGUUAAUGAGCUUAAAUCUUUCAUAUGAAAUAGACCUGAUAUCAAGUCAAAAAUAAGGUGAAGUCACAAGGCCAUGUGACGACACCUGAGCCAGCUCCAUUCACUUAAAUAUUAUGCUUGAAAGCUCCAAAAAGCUACUAAGUGGGCCUUUUGAAUUUGGAUUAUUAUUAUAAAAUCUGUAAAGCUCUCAAAUUAUAUGACUUAUUAGAAAUGUAAUCAUAACAGUUGCUUUCUCCUUAGACUAUACUAUGUUCAUCUGACCUCCAUUUUCAGAACUGGUUACAGUAUUAGACCGGAUGUUGCGAGCCUUCUGCAAGUAUAAUAAGCUAGUGUGCUCCUGUGUAAGGAGUUGAAACUUGUGGCUUCAUGUGUACCAUAACCUCUGAAGAUUGCUGUUUGGUUGCUUCUUGUGGUUUUGUUGACAUUCAUGUUGAUUGUGGAUUAAUUUUUGUUGUGGAAUGACAAUUGGACGAAAGUGAAGUGACAAGUGCAAUGACUGAUUUGCACCAAAUAAAUAAAGUAUAUGUUUGAUUAAA